AUGUCCACUUCUGGGGCUCGUCACCUGCACAGGCCAGCUUGCAAAUCGUAUGUUUGCCUGUAUCAAAAUGAGAAAUUCAAGGGAGUCUGUUCAGCCUUCGAGUCGGGAGGCGCCUGCGAAUGUGGAAGUGGCCCGAACUCGUGGUCCAGAAAUUCUUCAUGGCGUUCGUCAGAGAAUCGAGACCAUCUCCUCUUUUCCACGGUUUGUAAUUUUCUGAGUUUCCUAAAAAUGAAGCUCUUGUAAUUCUUGGUGCUACUUCUGAUUAGGCGCAGACUUGUUCUGCGCCAUUUGAGUUUAGGUUUGAGGAUUUCUUUGGAGAAAAAAGUAACAUCCACCUUAGGAGCUCCAGAGUAAUCCCUAUAGGGGCAACCUUAGGGGCCCUUGGAAGUUGAACUUUAUCAACCCCUAUAGUGGUUUCAGUUAGUGACCCCUAUAGGGGACAUGCUAAAGUGUCUUUAAAUGAAAAAUCGGACCAUGGGAAAUGAAAAAAAAAGGAAAAAUCGGACCAUAAAGUUUUUCGGAUAAAGCUGAAAGACCUUUAUAGGUAUCACCUAAGCUUUAGGGGCUUGGGUCAGACCCUGAAGCCCUAUAGGGACCGCUUUUUCGGCCUCUAUAGGCUAGGGAGCGCAAAGCCCCUCCCCUUCACGCCACCAAAAUGA
This is a messenger RNA of Caenorhabditis auriculariae, 659 nucleotides long. Lineage: Eukaryota; Metazoa; Nematoda; Chromadorea; Rhabditida; Rhabditidae. The record is from the annotation of a GenBank genome assembly.